AUGGCUGCUCACCCACUGCAAGCUCUAGGGGAGGCAGUUGGCUCUGUGGGGAUCGACCCAAGGGCUAUGCAGCUGUCCUCACUCUUCCAAGGAGCCAACGAUGGCCCUGCGAGAACAGCUGCAAAAAUAACCGGUGUGCAAGGCGCUGGCAAAAGGGUGGAUGAUGGUCCAUACUUCACAAGCAACGAAGGCAUUCCCUUCCCAGAUGGAGCACACAGCAAGACUGUCGGAGGCAUCCCUGUGGCUUCUGAUAUUCACCUAUUCCAGAAACAGCAGCACUUCAACCGUUCCAAGAAUCUGGAGAGAAUGGUUCAUCCUUGUGGCAGUGGAGCAUUCGGGUAUUUCGAGGUCACUAAAGAUGUUACUCCGUAUUGCAAGGCCGACUUUCUGAAAAGCGUUGGCCUCAGAACUCCCGUGUUCACACGUUUCUCAACAGUCACCUUGGGUCGCGAGUUUCCCGAUCUGGCUAGAAACCCUCGUGGAUUUGCCGUCAAGUUCUACACAGGAGAGGGCAACUAUGAUAUCGUUGGCUUGAACUUCCCUGUGUUCUUUUGCCGCGAUCCCAUCCAGGGGCCGGAUGUGAUCCGCUCUCAGUACCGCAACCCGCAGAACUUCUUGCUUGACCACAAUUCUCUGUUCGAUCUCCUUGCCCACACGCCAGAGGGUAACCAUGCAGGAAUGAUGUUCUUCAGUGACCAUGGUACUCCCCAGGGAUGGAGACAUAACCACGGAUACGGAUGCCAUACCUUUAAAUGGGUCAACAAGAAUGGCGAGUUCGUGUAUAUCAAAUACCACUUCCUCGCCAACCAUGGCCAGAAACAGUUCACUGCCGACGAAGCAAUGAGACUCAGCGGUGAAGAUCCUGAUUACUCAAAGCGUGACCUCUGGAAGGCCAUUGAGAACGGCGAAGAGAUUACCUGGACUGCACAUGUCCAGAUCAUGCAGCCGGAUGAAGCUGAUGCUGAUAAGCUUGGCUUCGACCCCUUCGACGUCACCAAGGUGUGGCCAAAGAAUAAGUUCCCGUUGCACGAAUUCGGCAAGCUGGUGUUGAACCGUAACCCUGAGAACUUCCACAGAGACGUGGAGCAAGCUGCGUUUUCCCCGGGCAGCAUGGUCCCGGGAAUCGAAGACAGCCCAGACCCUCUCCUUCAGUUCCGUACCUUCUUCUACCGUGAUGCCCAACUCCACCGUAUUGGAGUCAAUUGGCAUCAAGUGCCCGUGAAUUGCCCAUUCAUGGCCUCUUCAUACUCCUCCUUGAACUUCGACGGCCAAAUGAGAGCAGACGCAAACCACGCCGGCAACCCGCAGUAUGCACCAAACAGCUUCGUGAACAAGUUCCGUCCUGAUGCCGCCGAAGCUCCGUACCAGGUUGCCGAUAAUACGGUGAGCCGUAAGUCGCACUUCUGGCACGAAGGCAGCCCCACCGAGUACGAGCAGCCUCGCAUGCUGUAUGAGAAGGUGAUGGACAGCAAGGCCCGAAGCCAUCUCCACGCGAAUACCGCCGCUGCAUUGAAGAAAGUGGACUACCCCCAGAUCCAGGUGAAAUACCUGGCACAGCUAUUCCGAGUGUCCCCUCAGUAUGCCAAGGGUGUGUUCGAGCUGUUGCCGAAGCCAUCGUUUACUUUCGACGAGGUGGAAAAGACUUCGAAGGAGGCUGAGAAGAUGGGCAAGGAGCAGAAAUUCUGUCCCAGUGCGAAGACGGAUAAGUUGGUUGGGAAGUGUCCGGUGGGAAAGGUCUACAAUUCUUAG
Molecule: messenger RNA, 1749 nt
Organism: Penicillium bovifimosum
Lineage: Eukaryota; Fungi; Ascomycota; Eurotiomycetes; Eurotiales; Aspergillaceae
Product: catalase
Exons: 7
Coding region: 1-1749 (582 amino acids)
Biological process (GO): hydrogen peroxide catabolic process; response to hydrogen peroxide
Cellular component (GO): peroxisome; cytoplasm; mitochondrion
Molecular function (GO): catalase activity; heme binding
Source: RefSeq, a predicted model, not a curated record